Austrofundulus limnaeus is the source of this 788-nucleotide messenger RNA. RefSeq lists its product as uncharacterized. Lineage: Eukaryota; Metazoa; Chordata; Actinopteri; Cyprinodontiformes; Rivulidae. The record is from RefSeq and is a predicted model, not a curated record.
CUCAGGUUUUGGCAGCUGUAGAUGUGAGUGAACUGCUUGAUCACCAUCCCCUUCAUGCAGCCAAGUCAUACAGAGAGGAUGAUGACAAUUUAUACAUUUCCCUGCGCUAUAGACUUUUUUAGAUAAUUAGCUGACUGUUAUCAGAUGUGUGUGUGUGUGUGCAUGUAUGACAUUUACAAAUAGUAUUUUGACAGACUUAAAUGUUUUAUAUUAAAUGAAAAGGACUAGUUUGAAAUUGUUCCCCAUACUAUUUAGUUAUUAGCAUUACAUGCUGCAAAAUAUGUCCAUUGCUUAUUAAAGAUGAUCAGUAUUUGCCUACUGGGAUGGGAAGAACUACUGGACCUCUGGAAUGGAAUGUCAUGGGACAACUUACGUUUUUAAGUGACUACUGGGAUGGGAUAAGUUGUACUGUUGAACCACCUGUUGUUGUGCCUGUUACCCCACCUACAAGCUCUGAUGUCAUAUCAACUGCCACACCUCCAGCCCUCAUGGAGGAACAAGCAUCCACAGUUAUGGGACCAGUGAAUCAGCUGAUACAGACUAUACACAUCAUUCCACAGUUUGAUGUGCGGCAGGUUCUUGCAAGCUUACCGGAUGGCAAGCAAAUUGUUGAGAGCCUUGAUGCUAAUGUUAUCACAACUCGCCAGAGAUGUCUCCUCGUCCGAAUUCUGGUGUCACACCUUCUGGAGAAGUUUGGAGAGAAUCCUUCAUCAGAGACCAAAAUGGCCCUGGCAUCGGAUUUGGUUCAAUCAUUUCCCAGUUUGAAAGACUCAUCGAGCUCAGGAAGA